Messenger RNA from Hyla sarda, 1242 nucleotides. RefSeq lists its product as uncharacterized. The coding region runs from base 1 to 1242 and encodes 413 amino acids. The record is from RefSeq and is a predicted model, not a curated record. The transcript has a single exon. Lineage: Eukaryota; Metazoa; Chordata; Amphibia; Anura; Hylidae.
AUGGCCACCUCUCCAUUCUACACCUUCUACGUCUGCGCUCUAUUUGUGUGUAUCUCUAUCUUGAGCUUUUAUAUACACCAGAGUAAUAAAGCAGAGACACCAAGACAGGAGCCUAUAACAGCCUUGGGCAACAGAACAUUCAUCAUUUCCCCUUUCUAUGACCUUAGAAAUGACAAAGAGGUCCGUGUCCUCUCCAUAGUUCACGUGUCCGUGAAGGAACUCUAUUGCUUGUUUCAUUGCCUGCCUAACCAGAUGGUGCUUGUGAGAGGACAGAUAGAUAUCCACGAAGACAGAUUUGAUUUUCCAUAUGGAACGGCCGACAUCCUGUGCAAAGAGCCUUCGAACUGUGAAUAUGAUGACAUAUCCAUCCAGGAAUCUAAUUCUACAAGCGGAGAAGACAUUGUCCUGUUCAGAGUCAGGAAUCAUCCUCCGGAGCCAUAUACAGUCAAGUUCACCGUGUGUAUUUCUGCUGUAUUUGGACAGUACAAUAAUGUCCUCCAGGCAAUCCAGAGCAUUGAGAUGUAUAGACUGCUGGGAGCGUCUAGAGUCACCAUUUAUAAUAACAGCUGUUCCCAGGCCAUGGAUAAAGUCCUACGAUACUACAGUCAACAAGGGUUUGUGGAAGUUGUCCAAUGGCCAAUAGACCGGCAUCUUCUGACAUCUACAGAGUGGCAUUACGCUGAAGGACUUACAAGUCAGAUUGGCUACUAUGGACAGACUGCGGCCCUAAAUGAUUGUUUAUACAGAAACAUGUAUAGGAGUAAGUACGUUCUCCUCAAUGACCUGGAUGAAAUUAUACUUCCCGCCAAACAUUGGAACUGGACAUCAUUGAUGGUAGAAUUAGAGAAGAAGUUCCCAGGCACAAGUGUUUUCUGUGUUGAUAGUCACACCUUUCCCGUAUCUGCCAAUGUAUCUGGAUUUGACCUAUGGACUAAGGUUCCUGGGGUUAACAUCCUUAGUCAUCCAUUUAGAGAGCCCAUCAACAGGAAUGACUUCAAUAAUCCCAAAAUCAUAGUCAACCCCCGGCAAGUUCUUCAGACAUCAAUCCAUUUUGCCUUGAAAUUCAAGGGACAGUCAAGGUACUUAGAUCAGAGCAUGGCUAUAACCUUCCACUGCAGAAAGGGGAAGAGGAAUGACGUCUCCCAGAAAGAUCUGAUCGAAGACCAAAUAUUGAGAAGAUACAACUUGUCUCUGGUUCCUAAUGUCCAGAAAGUCAUUGACCAUGUGUUCUCCAAGAACUAG